Capronia coronata CBS 617.96 is the source of this 2916-nucleotide messenger RNA. RefSeq names its product glycosylphosphatidylinositol transamidase. Lineage: Eukaryota; Fungi; Ascomycota; Eurotiomycetes; Chaetothyriales; Herpotrichiellaceae. The transcript is spliced from 6 exons. Gene Ontology annotation, biological process: attachment of GPI anchor to protein. The record is from RefSeq and is a predicted model, not a curated record. Gene Ontology annotation, cellular component: GPI-anchor transamidase complex; membrane. Gene Ontology annotation, molecular function: serine-type endopeptidase activity. Bases 1 to 2916 code for a protein of 971 amino acids.
AUGGCACCACCGAGGAUAACUACCAAUGGUCUGAAUCUGCCGUUACCGACGCGCCUCAUCAACAUCUCCCGCUUACGGUCCUACCUGCUCCGACUCCCGCUGUUCACACGUCUAAUUCUGCUGGCCAUUGUCGCGUUUUGGGUCCUCGAUCUUCAGACCGUAUGGAGUGUGAUCCAAUGGGGCUCUCUGACCCCCAAGGAGGUGGGAUUUGGAAGCAUGUACCGGCUCAACACGUUCCCUCUGAUACACAUGGGCUUUUGGCAUAUGUUGUUGGACACGGCUUGCCUUAUACCUCUGCUCGAAAGGUUCGAGGCCGAAUGGGGGACCUUGAACAGCCUGGCACUUUUUAUGGGCCCGCUGGGCCAAAUACCUGCGGCGUUAUAUCUGUUGGUGGAUGGCGUAAUUCUUCGAGACAACACUCCGGUGCUGGGUGCCAGUAUAUGGGUCUUCCUCCUGCUGGCAUCAGAGGCGAUCAAAACAUACAAGGUCCAUCCUUUCAUCGAGAUCGCUGGCUACAAUAUACCCACCUGGAUCUCGCCGUUAGCCCUCUUGGUGGUCACCUCGGUGCUGAUCCCGAACACGUCGUUCCUUGGCCAUUUGUGCGGCUGCGUUACAGGGUAUCUAUGGGGCCUAGGAUACAUUCGCUUCCUCGCGCCUCCCGAGAAAGUCCUUCGCUGGAUUGAAGGGAAGUUCAACCUGUUGGGCCGACUGCCACACUACGUCUCGGUGGAUCAACAGACCUACGGACGAUAUGGUGUUCUGCCGUCCAGUUCAACCACCAGCCCUGGUGAGCAUGCGAGUCCCAUCGGAUUAGGCUGGGUCGGAGGAGGCAUAUUGUCUAUCAGGCGUACUGCUGCCAGCAAGCGAGCGCUGACUUGGGCAUCAGGAAACUCCAUCUCCCGACUGCGCAAGGACGAUCCGCGUCUGUUACGAAUUCCUCCUUACUUGUCCGCCCUCUGCAUUCUAGGAGGCAUUAUCUGGAUCCUCCUCUUGCCGCUGAACGAAUACUCCCGACAAACAUACAUCUCGGAAAACGCGCUUUUGCCUGGUCAAGUGCAUACCUACUUCGGUGGUAGCGAGCAGAACGUGUUCAGAGCAUACCGGCACGAGUUAGCGACGGUUUCGGGGUCUACACUGUCUCCUGGCGGAAAUGAAACAUCGUCGAUUGAAGAAGAGCGAGCGUGGGCAGACAAGAGAAACGCGAAGAUACAGGAAUUGUUCCGCAAUGCUGGCUUGAAGACCGCCAGACAACGUUACUCCUACACCUCUUCCGGGCAGACUUUCGAGGGCGAGAAUGUCUACGCCGUACUGCACGCUCCUCGAGGCGAUGGAACGGAGGCGAUCGUGCUGCUUGCACCGCUGAAGAACAUCGACGAUGCCCUGAAUGUCAACGGGGUACCCCUCUUAAUCUCGCUUGCCAGAUACUUCAAACGAUGGUCGCUCUGGUCGAAGGACAUCAUCUUCCUGGUCACCCCGGACAGUUUCGCGGGACCUCAGGCCUGGAUCGAUGCGUACCAUUCCACACACGAUCCCCGAGCGGUUGAAGACUUGUCGUUGAAGUCCGGGGCUCUCCAGGCAGCCGUGUGCAUCGACUACCCAUUCGAACACCGGUUUGAGACUCUCCACAUUGCAUAUGAUGGAGUUAACGGCGCGCUGCCCAACCUUGACCUUUUCAACACCGCCGUGACGAUUGCGUCCGGACAAAUGGGAAUUGGCACCUCUAUUCAAUUCCAACAUACCUAUACCGACCGCGACAGCCAGAGUGCAUAUCCAUCCCGGCUUCAAAUCCUCGUGCGUGGAAUGGCGUCUCAAGCACUCGGCCAGGCCACGGGCCCGCAUUCUAGUUUCAUGACAUACCACAUCGAUGCCAUCACUUUGACUGCCAUUGGGCAGGGGUGGCAGGACGAAAUGGCUUUUGGCAGGACAGUCGAAAGCAUCUGUCGCAGUCUGAAUAAUCUGCUGGAGAAGCUUCAUCAGAGCUUUUUCUUCUACCUUCUGAUGCAGUCCAAUCGUUUCGUGAGCAUUGGAACAUAUCUGCCCAGCGCCAUGAUCAUCGCCGCGGCUUAUACGUUCAUGGCAAUCUAUCUCUGGGUUCUGAGUGGUUAUCGGCUGAAAGAGAAGACCGCUGUCACGGUGGAUGGCACCGCCGAGCAGGAAGCAAAAGAAAAGGAUCGCGCUGCCGAUAAGCAGACACCAACGAGUAUUGAGCAGGUCCCAAAGGUUGAGUUUAUCUCCAUCGACAGGAACCUCAUACUUCCCAUCGCUCUGCUGGCUGGCAUCCAUCUGGCGUCGCUCAUCCCCCUAUAUCUACUCACUUCACUUACUCUCAAGGUCAUGCCGUCGACCUUCUUCCUGCUGGCACUCUUCUCUAUCGUUCUACCUAUCGUCUUGGCAUCAGCCUUGCCCGAAAUGCCAAACAACACGACCCUGCCAGCCUUUGCUGCACCGACCAAUGAACAAUAUGUCCUGAUCAAAUCCUUGAGUCUGUUACUAUUAGGCUUGUUCCUGACAGUGUUGGCAACUUUGAACUUCAGUCUCAGCAUGUUCCUUGGCAUCGCCUGUGUGCCUCUGGCGUUUGUGGAUCGGAUGCCUGGCAAGAAGCGACUUGCUGUGCUUCAGUAUUUGCUUCUCCUGAUCUUCAGUCCGAUGGGCUUGGCUGCCGGACUGGGUGUGUACGAGUAUUUCGUCAGCGGACAGAAUCAUGUGCUUGUCGCUUGGCUUCAGAGACUGGCGUUUGGGUGGAAUGUCUGGUCAAGUUGGGGCGUGCCGGUCGGAGUGUUGUGUAUUUGGUUGCCGGCGUGGAUCGUGGGUGCGACUUUGGUGGCAAGUUCGUGGUUCUCAGGGGUGAACAACACGACGUCGCAGUCGCCGGCGGCGGCACAGGGUCGGCGUGGGGUGGUCAAGCAUUCCAUCUGA